ACCCGGUUAUGCACCAAUGCAUCUUGGGAUGAAGAAGGUGCCUUUGUAGUGUCGUCGAAAGCCCUUGAACGCGAGAUGAUUUUUUCCUGCGUGCAUUUCUUCAGAUUUUAACUCCGAAUAACGAACACAGCUGUUCAACCUGUCAACAACCGCACUGAGGUCGUGUGCGUUCGGAGGCAGUGAGAAAAUGGGAGCUGAUAAAAGGAUCAGUCGGACAGAACGUAGCGGCAGAUAUGGCUCUGACCAGUCCCGUGAUGAAUCAGAAUGGCGCGACAGAAGAGAGAGGGAUCAAGAGCGUGAACACAACAUGCGCCGCUGGGGGGAAGAGAGACGUGGUGAUCGUUACGAAGGAGACCGCCGAGGAUCAAGAGACAGUCCAGAGCAAAGAGACAGGAAAAGACGCAACAGUGAUAGAUCAGAAGAUGGUUACCACUCAGACGGUGACUACCCAGACCAGGAUUACAGAAGGGAGCCUGGGGAGGAGAAGAAGAGCAAGACCAUUAUGCUCUGGGGUCUGUCUCCUCAUGUCGCUGAGGAUGAUAUUCGUUUUGCCAUAGACCAGUUGGAGGGACCCCAGCCAGUGGAUGUCAGACUGAUGAAGAAAAAAACAGGUAUAAGCCGUGGUUUCGCCUUCGUGGACUUUUAUCACUUGCAAGAUGCUACCCGAUGGAUGGAGACCAAUCAGAAACGUCUGACCAUCCAAGGCAAAAUUGUGGACAUGCACUACAGUAACCCCAGAAACAAGUAUGAAGACUGGCUCUGCAACACUUGUGGCCUGUACAAUUUCCGGAGGAGGCUGAAGUGCUUCAGGUGUGGAGCAGCCAAAGCUGAAGGUGAAAUCAGCAGUAAUACAGGACCCGCCGAAUCUCAAUCCAGUGGAGAUUUCUAUGGCGACACAAUCAUCCUGAGAAAUAUCGCUCACAUGACGACCGUGGAAGCCAUCAUGACGGCCCUGGCACCAUAUGCUAAUCUUUCAUCUAGCAACAUUCGUCUCAUCAAGGACAAGCAGACGGGCCAGAACAGAGGCUUUGCCUUUGUACAGCUCUCCUCUCCCCUGGAGGCCUCUCAGCUGCUCACCAUCUUACAGGGACUGCAGCCUCCUCUGAAACUUGAUGGGAAAACAAUAGGGGUGGAUUAUGCCAAGAGUGCUAGAAAGGAUCUUUUACUACCAGAUGGGAAUCGCGUCAGCGCAUUCUCCGUGGCCAGCACAGCCAUCGCUGCAGCCCAGUGGUCCUCAAGUCAGAGCCAAGAUGGAAUGUCGGAGUACAGCUACCUGCAAGAAGGCUACACUCCAAUGUCACAGGAGUAUCAGACGUACUACCAGCAAGCAGCAGGAGCCAGCACCUCACAGGGAAAUGGAAUUCUAGGAGCUGCCCCAAGUGUAAAGAUUGUUCCAACUGCAGCUGGAGUUGUUAUCACACCGACUGCACAAGUCUACCAACCACAUAUAAUUGCUCAGCCUGCUGUACAGGCAUUGACACUUGCGCACCAACUGGAGGCAAAAUCCCACACAGGACAUCUCUCAGGGAUGGAAGCUGCGGCCUUGUCUGUUGCUCCUACAGCUGCGGUCGGUUCAACAGCCUCCGGACAUACGGCUGAAGCCAACGCUGCUGUUCCUGAUACAUCCACUUAUCAGUAUGAUGAGUCCUCUGGCUACUAUUAUGAUCCUCAAACUGGCCUCUACUACGACCCCAACACACAUUAUUACUACAACUCUCAGACCCAGCAGUACCUGUACUGGGACAGUGAGAAGCAGACAUACGUACCUGCCUCAGGUGACAUGAAUGCUGGACAAAAUGAUGCAGCAACAGGAAGCAAAGAAUCGAAAGAAGGCAAGGAGAAAAAGGAAAAGCCCAAAAGCAAGACUGCUCAGCAGAUUGCUAAAGACAUGGAACGGUGGGCUAAAAGUCUUAACAAGCAGAAAGAGAACUUCAGAAGCAGCUUUCAGCCUAUAAGUCAUGAGGAGAGGAGGGAGGCAGCAGCUGCUGACGCUGGCUUCACAUUGUUUGAAAAGAAGCAGGCAGGGGGUCUAGACAGACUCAUGCCAGAGAUGCCAUGGGCCGUUGAGGAAGAGCCACCAACCAGCUCAGUCCACACUUCCAAGUCUGGCCUUGUGGCCGCCUACAGUGGAGACAGUGACCCUGAGGAGGGGGGAGCAGAGCUCGAUGGUGGUGACGUAGUCCAGGACCAGCUGACAGACUGGAAGAAGUUGGCCUGUUUGCUGUGUAGGAGACAGUUUCCCAAUAAAGAGAGUCUAGUUCGACAUCAACAGCUCUCUGACCUCCACAAGAAAAACCUGGAGGUUCUCCGCAGAUCAAAAAUGACCGAGGCAGAGCUGGAAGAGUUGGAGAGGAAAGAGACCGAGCUGAAAUACAGAGACAGGGCAGCUGAGAGGAGAGAGAAAUAUGGCAUCCCAGAACCGCCAGCGCCCAAAAAGAAGAAAUUUAACCAAGCAGCACCACCAGUCAUUAACUAUGAGCAGCCCACUAAGGACGGCCUUAACAGUGACAAUAUUGGGAACAAAAUGCUGCAGGCCAUGGGCUGGAAGGAGGGGAAAGGACUUGGUCGCAACCAGCAGGGCAUCACUGCACCAAUUGAGGCCCAGCUGAGAACAAAAGGAGCUGGACUUGGAACUAAAGGCACAAACUACACCCUCUCUGCCUCCGACACGUACAAAGACGCAGUCCGUAAAGCCAUGUUUGCUCGCUUCACUGAAUUGGAAUGAAUCUUUUGUCCCGAGCUCAAAUAAUGAUUCAUAUCAACUUGGCCUGUAGAUGAUAUUUGCCUUUUCCUCUGGACGAGCUCCACCAUGUCUGCAUUAACAAGGAUAAAAGAACUGAUACUGAAGCAAAAGAGAGAAUCUUAAAUGAUUUCACUCAUGUAUGAUGACUCCACGAUGAUUAUGCCCCUUACCAAGGACCAGACCAUAUAAAUACUCUGUAACGCAGGCAUAUUAAGAUAAUGAAUUACAUAAUUUAUAAGUUGUACAUAUGCACAGUAAGUUUACUUACCUAGUUCACAAAGUUGGUUUUUUUGUAUUUCGUCAGUGGUAAUGCCCUUUUUUUCUCAGCAUGUUGAAAAGAUUGUACAGUUUAUACAAAAUCUUUUGUUUGUACAUAAAAUAAAUUCCCUACGAGA
Molecule: messenger RNA, 3138 nt
Organism: Scophthalmus maximus (turbot)
Lineage: Eukaryota; Metazoa; Chordata; Actinopteri; Pleuronectiformes; Scophthalmidae
Gene: rbm5
Product: RNA binding motif protein 5
Exons: 25
Coding region: 188-2725 (845 amino acids)
Biological process (GO): mRNA splicing, via spliceosome
Cellular component (GO): nucleus
Molecular function (GO): RNA binding
Source: RefSeq, a predicted model, not a curated record